AUGGCAUACUACCACAAAAUGAUGAGAGAGGAUACCAACAGAAUAAAAUACAUAAGGAGCAACAAAAACAGCAACGAUAUCAAUAUCAAUAUCAAUAUCAACAUUAACAAGAGGAGCAGUUUAAAUGGUAAAUUAAGUAAGGGCAAAGUUAUAAAAUACUGGUCUGUCGUCAAAAGACAUCUAAUUGAUACUGGAGAUAUCUAUCAAGAUGAACAUUUAGUGUAUUCUGGGGGUGGGGUUAUAUUGAAAGAUAAUAUUCAAGAUCCAAUUGUGCCAGUAUACCAACCGACAAGCUCAGAUGACUUCAUUAACAAGAAGCUAUUUCAGAAUAACUUGACAGCAGCUCAGAUUCAGAAAAGGAAACAGGAGGAUUUAGAAAUCCAGGUUAAAAAUGAGAUUUUUUUGGAAACCUCCGAACAGCGGUUGAAGAGAUUUACCAGAGGUUAUCGAAGGUCACAAAACAUGGAAAUCACGCCGCCCUUAACGGAUAGCUCGGCAAGCCUAUCUUCAUCCUCAGGGAAAUCAGGCACCUCUGAGUUGGGCAGCACAAACGGUAUAAGGAAAUGGGGAACAAUUCAAUUGAAGAGGGUUAUCAUACCUUUAGAUGAAAAGGUUCACACACCUUUUUCCUUUCAAGUAUCUUCUAUCUAG
Molecule: messenger RNA, 651 nt
Organism: Eremothecium cymbalariae DBVPG#7215
Lineage: Eukaryota; Fungi; Ascomycota; Saccharomycetes; Saccharomycetales; Saccharomycetaceae
Exons: 1
Coding region: 1-651 (216 amino acids)
Source: RefSeq, a predicted model, not a curated record